GUCAUCCUACAGCAGAAGAGAAGAAAAGCCUUGGCUUGGCUUCUGUGAUUCAAACUCGCAGUUGUGAUUGUGCAUUUGCUUUCAUGGAGAAUAUCAAUGUGGAGAUCAUUUCAAUGGACAUAAUCAAACCCUCAUCUUCUACUCCAGAUUAUUGCCAACUUUCAUUGAUCGAUCAAAUGGCGCCGCCCUCUUACAUGCCUGCCAUUUUCUUCUAUCCUCCUCAGGAAUCCGAAAAUCUCGCUCAUCAAUCGCUCAAAGCUAUCCAGAUUAGGGAUUCUCUCUCUCGAACCCUAACUCGCUUCUAUCCCUUGGCCGGAACCAUGGUCGAGCGCUUCUAUGUCGAUUGCAACGACGCUGGAGUCUCAUUUUCUGAAUCCAAACUCGAUUGCGAGAUUUCACUUCUCUUGAACAAUCCUGAAAUUCGCACUUUGCACUGUUUGCUGCCGCUGGUUUUCACCUCUAAUUCUGCAGAUUCGAAGUUUCUACUCGCCAUUCAGUUCAAUCGCUUCAGUUGCGGUGGUGUAGCAGUGGCUGUUUGUGUUUCCCAUAAGCUCGCCGAUGGGGCUUCUGCAGCAGGAUUUGUUAAAGCCUGGGCCGCUGAUGCUAGAGGAGGUAGUAACUCGAUUUUGGAGCCUAAUUUUGAUGCUGCGAAACUCUUCCCAUGUAGAAAAAUUCCAGGUUUUAAGCGAGGAAUUGAGGCUUCAAAAGAGAAGAUCUCGACUAAGAGACUUGUGUUUUCCAAAUCCGACAUAGACGUGUUAAAAUCUCUCGCUGUCAAUACCGAUGGUGGCUCCGCUGCAGAACCUCCGUCGCGUGUGGUGGCUGUUUCGGCCUUCCUUUGGCUUCGGUUAAUGGCAUUGGCUCGAACGAGACCAGUGAAAGCAAAGGUGUUUGGAGCGCUAUAUCCGGUGGACUUGCGAACGAGGAUGGAUCCGCCAUUGCCGGAAAAUUCUUUUGGCAAUGUCUCUUGGUUUACAAUAGCAACAUCCCCGGUGGAGAUCAAUGAAGAUUUACCUCUUCUGGUGGCUAAAGUGAGGACCGCUAUACAAGAAAUCGACUCUGGUUUUGUGAAGAAACUAGAAGAUUCAGAACACUUGUUGGAUUUGAUGAAGCAAGUGGACAAACAACUCUCCAGCGGAGAGAUAUAUCUCUGGAGCUUUACAAGUUGGUGUAGAUUUCCAGUUUAUGAAGCUGAUUUUGGAUGGGGAAAGCCCACUUGGGUUUGCAGUCCGAGUAGGCCUUUUCGAAACGCAGUCGUUUUAAUGGAUACUUCUGAUGGUGAUGGUGUUGAAGCUUGGGUGAACUUGAAGGAAGAAGACAUGGCCAUCUUCGAAAAAGACGAAGAGCUUCUUUCAUUUUGCUCAGAUUAGCUUUGAAUGUUAUCUGGCUUCUUUCUUUCUGUGUU
Messenger RNA from Benincasa hispida (wax gourd), 1405 nucleotides. Its product is annotated as akuammiline synthase 1-like. The record is from RefSeq and is a predicted model, not a curated record. Lineage: Eukaryota; Viridiplantae; Streptophyta; Magnoliopsida; Cucurbitales; Cucurbitaceae.